GUCUGGGCUCGGUGUUGGUCCCUGGGGAUGUGGAGAGCAGGCAGCAUGUCGGCGGAGCUGGGAGUCGGGUUCGCACUGCGGACAGUGAACGAGCGCGUGCAGCAGGCGGUGGCACGGCGGCCGCGGCAGAGUAAUCCACGUGAAUGGAGGAUCCACUGUGCCUGACAUGACGUGUCCCUCAUUCAUUUCUACUGAAUCGCUGAUCUCCCAGCCAUCCAGCCCCGGCUAGUAGCAGUCAGCAAAACCAAACCUGCAGACAUGGUGAUUGAAGCCUACAGUCAUGGCCAGCGUACUUUCGGGGAGAACUACGUUCAAGAACUGCUAGAAAAAGCGUCAAAUCCUAAAAUUCUUUCUUCAUGUCCUGAUAUCAGAUGGCACUUCAUUGGGCACCUACAGAAACAAAAUGUCAACAAAUUGAUGGCUGUCCCCAAUCUCUUCAUGCUGGAAACAGUGGAUUCUGUGAAGUUGGCAGACAAAGUGAACAGUUCGUGGCAGAAAAAAGGUUCUCCUGAAAGGUUAAAGGUUAUGGUCCAGGUUAACACCAGUGGAGAGGAGAGUAAACACGGCCUUCUGCCUUCAGAGACAGUAGCCGUGGUGGAACACAUAAAUGCCAAGUGCCCCAGCCUGGAAUUCGUGGGGCUGAUGACCAUAGGAAGCUUUGGCUAUGAUCUUAGUCAAGGACCAAAUCCGGACUUCCAGGUGUUACUGUCCCUCCGAGAGGAGCUGUGUAAAAAGCUGAACAUCCCCACUGAGCAGGUUGAGCUGAGCAUGGGCAUGUCCAUGGACUUCCAACAUGCAAUUGAAGUGGGAUCUACGAAUGUCCGAGUAGGAAGCACCAUUUUUGGAGAGCGAGAUUACUCCAAGAAACCUGCCCUGGACAAGUCAGCAGCCGACCUGAAGGCACCGGUGGAAGUGGCACAGGGACACUGAGGCCAGGGCCUGUCCAGGAGGACGAACUCUGCACUCAGCUGGAUUUCCGUCUUGACAAUCCCUGUGUUACAGCACGGCCGUGCCCUCCUUGUGACCUGCAGAGAACGUGCUGAUGAUGACAUGUGUUGACUGAAACCAUCUGUACUUAGGGUCUGACCCAAGAAGUUCACUUCAGGUAGUGGCUGUGGAUUGGAGCUGAGAAAUCUAGACAUCUCCACAGAAUGGAUAUAAGUCAGCAGCCAGGGAUUGAGUUCAGUUUCCAGUCCUGCCCGGGAAUACCAACCAGCCCAUGAAUGCCUUCCCCAGGUUAAAAUGUGGCCACUGAUGGCUAUAAUCACCAAAGUGAGAGGGAUUCACAUUUGUCAUCCCCUUUCAUAGAAAAUUAUCUUCUUACAAACCCCUCCUGAGUAAUUGUCUUUGCUGCUCUGGAGCAAGAUGAUUGCUGCCCCCAGUUUCCACCCCACCCAGUAAAUAUUUAUCUCUGCUCUGGAAUGGCAGUACAGGUAACUUCAGGAACUGGCUCAAGGCAGUGCUCCAAACCCAAAUCAUGGCUCCUGAGAGUUUAUGGCACUCGCCACCUCGCGGUAUUGACCCUGGAAAUGACAGAGGUAACGUAAAUGGGUUUGGGCCUUUCUAACAUCCUCCUCAAGAGACAGGGCUUUGAGCUUUUUCCCCUGGGCUCUCCGGUGAGGAGAACUGAAUGCUGUGAUUUCUUCAUCACCAUAAUCCUCUUAAUGGUAAUUUCUUAUCAAAGACCUGUGAAUCUCAUCGCUUCCCAGAAAUUCCUUCAAAGCCAGUUCAGGCUCACACUUUCAAUGAGGCCUGGCUUUGAGGUUCCCGCCCCUGCAGAGCAUUUUCCAGGCACAUCUAUAGCCUCCCCUCCCCUGCUAUCCUGAUAAGCCAGAAUUUUACAACUUCUUGGUUGUUAAUAAAGUAGCAAGAUCUUCAAAAACCAGAAAGCACAAUUCUCAGAUAUUCGUAACAGGUAACUUCGGUCUGCAUUGUUUAUUUUCUGGAUAUUUUUUCCUAAUUUUUUCAAGCCCUAGUCUUUAAUUUCAUGAAAUAACUUCUAGAACCUAUUGUUGCUGCUGAAUGUAAUUUUGUAAAACCUAAAACCAUGAUGAUUCCGUAUUCUUUCAUUCAGAGCUAUAACAUGUUUCAGAGUGUGUUAAAAAUAUGAGUUUGAAUUAUACCAUCUGUGCCGAUUACAAAGCAAUUAAAAGAUUUAUUUUUUAAGAC
Messenger RNA from Zalophus californianus (California sea lion), 2169 nucleotides. RefSeq names its product pyridoxal phosphate binding protein (gene PLPBP). Lineage: Eukaryota; Metazoa; Chordata; Mammalia; Carnivora; Otariidae. The transcript has 9 exons. Gene Ontology annotation, molecular function: pyridoxal phosphate binding. Gene Ontology annotation, cellular component: intracellular anatomical structure. Bases 259 to 930 code for a protein of 223 amino acids. The record is from RefSeq and is a predicted model, not a curated record.